CUUGUUUUCUUUUGCCUCCCAUCAUUAUACAUAAGGGCAGGUUGGUGUAGCCAGCUGUUUUUUCCCCUGCCAUGCAUCCCACUUCCCUUCUAUUUCUGCUGUCUGCCUGCGCAACGGCGCAUGGCACCGCGAAGCCUCAUGCUUUAUGGCAAUUUGCCAGAAUGAUCACGUGCACCCAGCCCGAAGCCAACCCUUUAGCUUACAGUGACUACGGGUGUUGGUGCGGCCUUGGGGGGAGCGGGACACCCAAGGAUGAGGUUGAUAGGUGUUGCGAGGUCCACGACCUGUGCUAUCGAGCAAGCAGGCACCUUCCGGAGUGCCGCCCCGUCAUUGACGUCCCGUACAUCAAGAUGUACAAAUUCUCUUGCAUGAAUGGGCAGGUCUCGUGUUCAGCCUCCAAUGACAUUUGCCAAGCCUCGGUAUGUGAGUGUGACCGUGUCGCGGCCAACUGUUUCGCCCAGUCAACCUACAACCCUGAGAACAAGAACCUGGACCCAGGGGUCCACUGUCUCACCUGAGCAAAGACAAAUCCUCUUGACGCAGCAAAAACAUCUGAAACUAGAGGUAUUUACUCUAGACUCACAGAAUGUUGUUGAAUCCUGUUUCAUGUUAAAUGUGACAUAACUCAUGGAAUUCAAUUUGUUGUGCAAAAACAUUGACCUGAUUAAAUUACUAA
Messenger RNA from Esox lucius (northern pike), 676 nucleotides. It is a transcript of the gene pla2g1b, whose product is annotated as phospholipase A2, group IB (pancreas). Gene Ontology annotation, biological process: arachidonate secretion; phospholipid metabolic process; lipid catabolic process. The record is from RefSeq and is a predicted model, not a curated record. Lineage: Eukaryota; Metazoa; Chordata; Actinopteri; Esociformes; Esocidae. Gene Ontology annotation, molecular function: calcium ion binding; phospholipid binding. The coding region runs from base 72 to 518 and encodes 148 amino acids. The transcript has 4 exons.